Rhopalosiphum maidis (corn leaf aphid) is the source of this 2467-nucleotide messenger RNA. Its product is annotated as D-2-hydroxyglutarate dehydrogenase, mitochondrial-like. Gene Ontology annotation, molecular function: catalytic activity; FAD binding. The transcript has 7 exons. The record is from RefSeq and is a predicted model, not a curated record. Lineage: Eukaryota; Metazoa; Arthropoda; Insecta; Hemiptera; Aphididae. Gene Ontology annotation, cellular component: mitochondrion. The coding region runs from base 341 to 1891 and encodes 516 amino acids.
CUCAACGGCGGUUCAGCAGUGCGUUGCAAAGAACAAACGCCCACGGGUAUAUAUUUACUUAUUUACUCUUGGCCAAUCCGCGGUAACAUAAUAAAUAAUAUUUAUUAAAUAUUAAUAAUAAUAAAACACAAUUUCAAUUUCAACACUAGUUUUCUGUACAUUUUAUUCGCCACUACCGUCUAUCAUGAUUUAUUUAUUCAUCUAACGCAACGUUUUUCCGUUUAAGUAUACCAUCACCUAUCGUCGUCACAGCGUUGCGUGAUCGUCAGCAUUUAAUAAACGAUAUAUCUUUCUGCAUUUAUCAGUGAUUGUCGAUACAUCGACAUAAAUCUUCGUGGUCAUGUACUCAUCGAGACCUGCGAUCAACGUCGGACGGAUGUUUUUGCAUCGGGCGGCCCUUCAGUGUCGGCGAAAAAGGUCAUCAGCAACGCCAACGAACGCAAAGGUCGUAAACGACGUACACCACGUUCGAGGUGAUUACAGUCGCGUGACCGACGACGACGUCCGUCAUUUCCAAUCGCUGCUGGGUGAACCGAACGUGCUGACUGGCGCCCUAAACGUCAGGCCGUACAAUGUGGACUACAUGAAACAUGCUUCGGGCGAUAGCGGGCUGGUGUUAAGACCAAAAACCGCAGAAGACGUGUCGGACAUACUGAAGUACUGCAACGCCAGAAGCAUUGCGGUGUGCCCGCAGGCGGGCAACACGAGCUUGUCGAGCGGUAGCGUGGCGCUAUUCGACGAGGUGGUCUUAUCCACGGAGCGGAUGAACAAUAUAAUUAAUUUCGAUCCAGUGUCCGGGGUGUUGGUGUGCGAGGCAGGGUGCGUGCUCGAGUCGUUGAUGAAGCACGUGGAUGGUCAUGGGUACAUGAUGCCGUUGGACUUGGGGUCGAAGGGCAGUUGUCAGAUCGGCGGCAACGUGUCGACCAACGCCGGCGGCAUACGCGUCAUUCGGUACGGCACGCUGCAGGGGUGCGUCUUGGGCCUAGAAGCCGUCACUGCGGAUGGUACGAUUCUGGACUGUUUAAAUACUAUGCGAAAAGACAACACAGGAUAUCAUUUGAAGCAUUUAUUUAUUGGUUCAGAAGGUACAUUGGGCAUUGUCACCAAAGUAGCAAUAUUGUGUCCAAAUCUUCCAAAGCACGUGAAUGUGGCAUUUAUCGGAUUAGGCAGUUACGACAAAGUUCUUAAAUUGUUCUCCAUUGCUCGUGCCGAAUUCGGAGAAACACUAUCGUCCUUUGAACUCUUGGAUAACACAGCUGUGACAUUUGUGGAAAGCAAACUUCAUUUUUCGUGUCCAAUCCCUAACGUCCAUCCAUUCUAUGUACUCAUUGAACUCGCUUCCAGUCAACCAACUGUCGGCCAAAACUUGGAAAAUGUCUUGGAAAAAGCUCUUGGUGACUCGGUGAUCUCCGAUGCAACAACGACCGAUCAGAUGUCCAGUAUACGGAAAAUAUGGAAAGUUCGUGAAACAGUAAUUGAAGCGUUAUUAAAGCUUGGUUACGUGUACAGCUUCGAUAUAUCGGUACCUCUGAGUCGGUUUUAUGAAAUUGUUGAGUUAACCCGGGAAAAACUUAAAGGCAUUGAAGAUGUCAAAACCGUUUGUGGAUUUGGUCACAUAGGCGACGGUAACUUGCAUUUGAACGUGGUGACAACGAGACACGACGAAGAACUGGCCCGAAUGAUCGAGCCGUUCGUCUACGGGUGGACUUCCAAGCACCGGGGAAGCGUCAGCGCCGAGCACGGGAUCGGUCUGUCGAAAACGAAAUACCUGGAGCACACGAAAAGCGGGUCGGCCGUCGACCUUAUGCGGAGCCUGAAAAACACCAUGGACCCAAAGUGUAUAUUGAACCCUUACAAAGUCAUCCCGACCGUGGCGGCCGGCGACCAGUAAUCCGGGAUCGAAAAAAUGACCUAAUAUUUAUAUAUUUAUAACGCCAUAUAUACGUCAACCGCGGUGAUAAACUUUGGUGCACACACGUACACGCGGCACAUAUAUAAAUAUAUAAUACAAUACGUAUAUACACUAUAUACACGGAAUUACGUUUAUAUACGUAUGUGCGGGAAAGGGUUUUUGCAGCGAUGUGGUUAACUACAGAAACAGUUUACUCUUCUCGUUAAUAUGCCCAAAACCCCGAAGCUAUUUAAAUAAAAUACAAAUUCUGUGAAUCAAUAAACAUAUAUGUGUGUGUGUGUGUGUGUGUGUGUGCGUAUUAUUUUCUGAAUGUAUACCGUAGUCGUUGUCACGUUAUAUGUAAAAAGAAAAAGCAUAACUAUUUUUUUACAGAGUGGUCUCCGAGGGCCGAGAGAACGAGAAAAUAAAGAUCGUCCGACAUAUCAUUAUUAUAUAUCUAAACAUAAAAAUUCCCGUUGUUGUACACACACCUUAUCAUCACAUUAUUUUUUAAUAAAUACCUACGUAUAAGUUGUUCAUAUGUACGAUUGUAAAAAUAUAUAACACCACGUCAUA